AUGCAUCGGCUGAAAUUCUCCCUAUUAUUGGUGUCGCUCCUCAAUGCCAUUGGAGCCCUUGCCAAUCAAAGUCCCAAUGACGUGUCAAUCUUGAUUAAAGAGGCUGCCCGUGCGAACAACGAGUCGCUAUUAUGGGGCCCGUACAAGUCCAACCUCUACUUCGGCGUGCGGCCGCGUGUUGCAAACAGUUUGGCCGCAGGUCUCAUGUGGGCCAAAGUCGAUGAUUAUGCUACAGUUCAGCAAAACUUUAGGCACACUUGCGAACAGAAUGAAGGCAUGGCAGGUUAUGGCUGGGAUGAGUAUGAUAUCCGGAAAGGUGGUCGAGAAACCAUUCACGACGCCGGUAAUACUUUGGACUUGACAAUUGAUUUCAUCAAAGUGCCGGGUGGUCAACAUGGUGGCAGCUGGGGCUUCCGUGUGAAAGGAGUCCCACGAGAGGAUGGGAGGCCCGACCAGCCUGUUGCAGUUGUGUUCUAUGCCACCUUGGAAGGACUGGGUCAGCUGGGGGUUGACAUGAGCACUGCCUCCGACCACAAGCCACUGGAGGGUGACUUGAGGUUCAACGGGUACUCCUCAGAGCUGGGAGAUUUCACAAUCGAUGUCACCGACGGUCCGGCCAGCAAUGAGUAUCUUGAAAUUGAUGACGAUCAGUUGGGUAAGCCGCUGGGUCACGGCCUGGUGUCCAGCGCAACAAUGCCGAAGGAGCAUCUUUGGCAGGCGAAGGGUAUCCUCUUUUCGCAGAUGAAGGGCGAGGUUGACGCUGCCAUUGAGAAACUUGGCACCGAUAAUCCCCCUCAUCCAGCUCAACUCUUUACAAUCAAGCAUGUACCCGGCGACGGCAAUGUUCACCUUGUGCAAAAGGUUUUUAAGGGACCCUUUGAGUUUGAUGUUCUCUUUUCAUCGGGUUCUGCCCCCAAGCCUUUGACUUCGGACACAAUUACAGAGCAGAAGAAAGAAGCAAUUCUGUCGUUCUCUGAUAGGUUCAGGCAGGUGCUUGCUCCUCAGGCGCCAUUUGACCGCGAUGAUGAGUUCACCACUUUCUCCAAGGCCAUGAUAUCGAAUUUGAUUGGCGGGAUCGGAUUUUUCCAUGGUGACGAUGUGGUUGAUCGUUCUGCUUCCCCUGCCUACGACGAGGAAAAUGAGGGCUUCUGGGAAGAGACUGCGAAGGCUCGCGCUGAAGCCAAACCGGUGACAGAGGGACCCAAGGACCUUUUCACAUGUGUUCCCUCCCGACCAUUCUUCCCGAGAGGCUUUCUUUGGGAUGAGGGCUUUCACCUGAUUCCCAUCAUGGAAUACGACUCUGACCUGGCUCUAGAAAUCAUCAAAAGUUGGUUCCAUCUAAUGGACGAGGACGGAUGGAUUGCGAGAGAGCAGAUUUUGGGACACGAGGCACGAAGCAAAGUUCCCGCUGAGUUCACGGUUCAGUAUCCUCAUUACGCAAACCCUCCGACACUCUUCAUGGCCUUGGAAGAUUUUAUGGACAGGGCGAGGACCAACCAGAGUGCUCAAGCAGAAAGUGCAGGUAGCCAGGAUCCAGCUGAAUCUCUUCGUUCGGCCACAUUACGCAACCCUGACUUGGCAAAUGGCUACCUCCGCUCUUUCUAUCCUUUGAUGAAGAGACACUACUUCUGGUACCGGAAAACCCAGCGCGGGGAUAUCAAAUCUUACGAUCGGGAGGCUUUCUCCACUAAAGAGGCCUACCGCUGGCGAGGACGCUCGGUACAACACAUUUUGACUUCUGGUAUUGAUGAUUAUCCCCGACCUCAGCCCCCUCAUCCCGGUGAGCUGCAUGUGGAUCUCAUUAGCUGGAUGGGUAUGAUGACCCGUACGCUGCGUCGCAUUGCAGAGUACCUGGGUGAAGCAGAGGAUGCCGAGGAAUUCGCCUACUACGAGAACGCCAUCACACGCAACAUCGAUGACCUUCAUUGGGAUGAAAAGGAACAGACUUUCUGUGAUGCUACUAUCGACGAGUUUGAAGAGAGCGUCCAUGUGUGCCACAAAGGCUAUAUCUCUAUCUUCCCAUUCCUGACCGGCAUGCUCAGUCCUGAUAGCCCUCGUUUGAAGGCUGUCCUCGAUCUGAUCAGUGACCCGGACGAGCUGUGGAGUGAUUAUGGUAUUCGCAGUCUGAGCAAGAAGGACAAGUACUACGGCACAGAAGAAAACUAUUGGCGAAGCCCCGUCUGGAUGCCAAUCAACUACCUUGUGUUGAAAAACCUCUAUGAACUUGCCGUUGUCUCUGGCCCUCAUCAGAACCAAGCUCGGCAGAUGUACACUGAUUUACGCAAAAAUCUGGCGGAAAACAUCUUCAAGGAAUGGAAGAGGACUGGCUUCGCCUGGGAGCAGUACAAUCCAGAAACGGGCGUGGGGCAGCGGACUCAGCACUUCACUGGCUGGACCAGUCUCGUGGUGAACGUGAUGGCAAUGCCGAAUUUGCAACAGGGCACGCCUGCUCCUCACGACGAGCUAUAA
This is a messenger RNA of Penicillium oxalicum, 2469 nucleotides long. It is a transcript of the gene cwh41, whose product is annotated as mannosyl-oligosaccharide glucosidase. The record is from RefSeq and is a predicted model, not a curated record. Gene Ontology annotation, molecular function: Glc3Man9GlcNAc2 oligosaccharide glucosidase activity. NCBI's taxonomy places the organism in Eukaryota, Fungi, Ascomycota, Eurotiomycetes, Eurotiales, Aspergillaceae. Gene Ontology annotation, biological process: protein N-linked glycosylation; oligosaccharide metabolic process. Bases 1 to 2469 code for a protein of 822 amino acids. Gene Ontology annotation, cellular component: endoplasmic reticulum membrane. The transcript has 7 exons.